Molecule: messenger RNA, 2481 nt
Organism: Cordyceps fumosorosea ARSEF 2679
Lineage: Eukaryota; Fungi; Ascomycota; Sordariomycetes; Hypocreales; Cordycipitaceae
Product: Transferrin receptor-like, dimerization domain protein
Exons: 3
Coding region: 1-2481 (826 amino acids)
Molecular function (GO): carboxypeptidase activity
Source: RefSeq, a predicted model, not a curated record
AUGGCCGCUACCGUCCACCACCACCACCAUCAUCACCACAGCGAGUCGACGCCCCUCAUCAACGCCUCCCGUGCCGCCGCCCUCGCCGAGCAGCGUCGCCGCCGUGAGAACAGCACCUGUCGCCGCUUCUUCCUCAUCGCCGUCUCCUGCAUCGCCCUCUGGGGCCUCUUCUCCUUCUUCUUCCAGGCAUUUUUCGUCUGGCCCUACCACUACCACCGCUCCCACAGCGGUCGCCACUCGGCCACCGAUCGCGACUCCGGCCGUGGUACCCUGACCUUCGAGCAGCUCCAGGCCAUCCUGCUCGACACCCCCGACGCCGACAAGGCCCGCGAAUGGAGCCGCUACUAUACCGCCGGCGCCCACCUUGCCGGCAAGAACUUUUCCCAGGCCGAAUGGACGCGACAAAAGUGGGAGUCUUGGGGCGUCCCCGCUAGCAUCGCUACCUACGACGUCUUCAUCAACUACCCCGUCGACCACAGCCUGUCCCUGCUGGAAAAGGCCAAGGGCCACUCCAGCUCCUGGGACGUCUCCUUCCGCGCCUCCCUCACUGAGGACGUGCUCGAUGAAGAUCCCACCAGCGGCUCCCCCGACAGCAUCCCGACCUUCCACGGCUACUCGGCCAGCGGCAACGUCACGGGCCAGUUCGUCUACGUUAACUACGGCACCUACGCCGACUACGAGGACCUGGUCGGCGCGGGCAUCGAUCUCACCGGCAAGAUCGCAAUUGCCAAGUACGGCGGCAUCUUCCGUGGGCUAAAGAUCAAGCGCGCGCAGGAGCUCGGCAUGGUCGGCGUGCUCAUCUAUAGCGACCCGGGCGACGACGGCGAGCGCACCGAGCAGAAUGGCUAUGCCGCCUACCCUGACGGGCCUGCGCGUCAGCCAAGCAGCGUCCAGCGCGGCAGCGUCCAGUUCCUCAGCACCCGGCCCGGCGACCCGACCACGCCGGGGUACCCAUCCAAGCCGGACUCCCCGCGCGCGCCCCCGGGUGACGCCAUCCCCAGCAUCCCCUCGCUCCCCAUCUCCUAUGCCGACGCGCUGCCGCUGCUGCGCGCGCUCAACGGCCACGGGCCCAAGGCCAGCGACUUUGGCAGCCCGUGGACGCGCAACCUCGGCCUCGCCCACAAGGGUGUCGAAUACCAUGUCGGCCCGUCCCCGGCCCACCUCGCCAUCAACCUGCACAACGAGCAGGAAUACGUCACCACACCGCAGUGGGACGUCAUUGGCAUUGUCAACGGCACGGUACCCAAUGAGGUCAUCGUCGUUGGUAACCACCGCGAUGCAUGGAUCGUCGGCGGCGCGGGCGACCCCAACAGCGGCUCCGCCGUCCUCAACGAGGUCGUCCGCGGCGUCGGCGUCGCGCUCGCGGCCGGCUGGCAGCCGCACCGCACCAUCGUCUUCGCGUCCUGGGACGGCGAGGAGUACGGGCUGAUCGGCAGCACCGAGUGGGUGGAGGAGUACCUGCCUUGGAUCGACGACGCGAACGUGGCCUAUGUCAACGUCGACGUGGGCGCGGCGGGCCCCAUCUUCCAGGCCUCGGCCGCGCCGCUGCUCAACCAGGUGCUGCGCGACGCGGCGACGCUGGUGCCGUCGGCGAACCAGAGUGUGGCGGGCCAGACGGUGGCCGACGUGUGGGACGGCCACAUCAGCACCAUGGGCAGCGGCAGCGACUUCACCGCGUUCCAGGACUACGCGGGCGUGCCGUGCAUCGACAUGGGCUUCAAGGCCGGGCCCGUGUCGCCCGUCUACCACUACCACUCCAACUACGACAGCUUCUGGUGGAUGGACACAUACGGCGACCCGGGCUUCCGCUACCACCGCAGCAUGGCCCAGCUGCUCGGCGUGCUCCUGGCCGAGCUCGUCGACAGCCUCGUCAUCCCCUUCCAGGCCGCCGAGUACGUCGACGCCCUCGGCAGCUACCUCGACCAGGUGGAGAGCAAGCUGCGCCGGUACGACAGUGGUGGUGACGAUGGGGAUCACGGCCACGAGGACUACGCCAGCAUCGAGAGCAUGGAUGACGAGACGCUGUUCCUCGAGCGCGGUCGCGUCGGCGGCGGCGGUGAUGACAUGGCGAGGGGCAACGCGGACGCCUUCUGGACCAGUCUCAAGGACAUGCGGCUGUCGCUGGCGCGCUUCCGCAUCGUCGCGGGCGAGCUGGACGAGCAGGCGGAGCGCGCGCGCGAGGCGCUCGACCGCGGCCUGCCGUGGUGGAACGUUGUCGGCAAGAUCCGCCUGGGCGUCACCGUGCUCGUUGUCAACUACAAGUACAAGGGGCUGGAGCGGCACUUUUUGUUCGAGGGCGGCCUGGACGGCCGCAGCUGGUUUAAGCACGUCGUCUUUGCGCCUGGUCUGUGGACCGGGUAUGCCGGUGCGGUGUAUCCCGGCCUGAUGGAGAGCAUUGAUGCCAAGGACUACAGCAAUGGGUUGAAGUGGUCUGGCAUCAUCAACAAGUGCAUUCGCAGAGCGACGAAGAGCCUGCAGUAG